CAGCCGCGGCAGGCCAGCGGGGAGAUGCUGCCCCCGAAGCUGGGGGCGGGAAGGCGGCUGCGGGCGCAGCGGCCUCGGGGACUCGCCUCCGCGCGUGCUCAAGGCUGAAGGCGCCGGACCCUCCCCCACGGCGGCACGUACAUCGUCCGGCACCAUUUCCGUGCCCCGAAGACGCCCGCACGGGACCUGGGACCGCCAGUGCAGAACCCCUCCUGGGCGCUUCAACCAGCAGCAGAUGCGCACGCUGCUUCUCUCCGGCAGGAAAGCCUUCUAAGCCGGGCGCGCCCGGGCCCCCGAGGGUGGAACCGCGGCCCCUGCAGACACUCACCCCAAAGUCUCAACCUCGAACCGAAGGCGACACCCACCCAACUCCUCCCUCUCCGCCCCUUAGUCCAUCCAACACUCACAGCCCCUCCAAAGAAAAAGCCCAGCGGAAGAGGACUCCGGAAAAGUGACUGUCUCGGAAGACCAGGGUAGAGCUCCUGGGAGAAAAAGGCGAAGAUCCCCGGCCCCGGAUCGCCAUCCCCUUCCCUGGCACCACCUUCCCUAGACUGCGCGAAAGAAGAGGGUACGACGCCGGGGAGGGACUGGGUGCGCGGGCAUGAAGUUGGAGGUGUUCGCCCCUCGCGCGGCCCACGGGGACAAGCCGGGCAGUGACCUGGAGGGUGCGGGCGGCAGCGACGCGCCGUCCCCGCUGUCGGCGGCGGGAGACGACUCCCUGGGCUCGGAUGGGGACUGCGCGGCCAACAGCCCGGCCGCGGGCGGCGGCGCCAGAGAUCCGCCGGGUGACGGCGAACAGAGCGCGGGCGGCGGGCCAGGCGCGGAGGAGGAGGUCCCGGCAGCAGCGGCUGCAGCGGUGGUGGCCGAGGGCGCGGAGGCCGGGGCGGCGGGGCCAGGCGCGGGCGGCGCGGGGAGCGGCGAGGGCGCACGCAGCAAGCCGUACACGCGGCGGCCCAAGCCCCCCUACUCGUACAUCGCGCUCAUCGCCAUGGCCAUCCGCGACUCGGCGGGCGGGCGCUUGACGCUGGCGGAGAUCAACGAGUACCUCAUGGGCAAGUUCCCCUUUUUCCGCGGCAGCUACACGGGGUGGCGCAACUCCGUGCGCCACAACCUCUCGCUCAACGACUGCUUCGUCAAGGUGCUGCGCGACCCCUCGCGGCCCUGGGGCAAGGACAACUACUGGAUGCUCAACCCCAACAGCGAGUACACCUUCGCCGACGGGGUCUUCCGCCGCCGCCGCAAGCGCCUCAGCCACCGCGCGCCGGCCCCCGCGCCCGGGCUGCGGCCCGAGGAGGCCCCGGGCCUCCCCGCCGCCCCGCCGCCCGCGCCGGCUGCCCCGGCCUCGCCCCGCACGCGCUCGCCCGCCCGCCGGGAGGAGCGCGCCAGCCCCGCGCGCAAGUUCUCCAGCUCCUUCGCCAUCGACAGCAUCCUCAGCAAGCCCUUCCGCAGCCGCCGCCUCAGGGACACGGCCCCCGGGACACCGCAUCAGUGGGGCGCUGCGCCCUGCCCGCCGCUGCCCGCGUUCCCCGCGCUCCUCCCCGCGGCGCCCGGCAGGGCCCUGCUGCCGCUGUGCGCGUACGGCGCGGGCGAGCCGGCGCUGCUGGGCGCGCGCGGGGCCGAGGUGCCGCCGGCCGCGCCGCCCCUCCUGCUCGCGCCCCUCUCGGCCGCCGCCCCCGCCAAGCCACUCCGAGGCCCGGCGGCCGGCGGCGCGCACCUGUACUGCCCCCUGCGGCUGCCCGCGGCCCUGCAGGCGGCCUCGGUCCUCCGCCCGGGCCCGCACCUGCCGUACCCGGUGGAGACGCUCCUAGCCUGAGCCGCGCCGCGGGGCUCGGGAACGCCGAGUGCGCGCCGUCGGGGAGGCGGGAACGCGGGCCCGCGGACUUUGCACUUUCAAUCCAGAGGAAAAUGAAUUUUAAAAAUCUCCAUCAAACGUGCCUUAAAGCUAAAGCAUUUUGACAGGAGUAUUUGAACUUAGUCCAGGAUAUUUUCCUUUGUCUUUUAUAACUUUACAGAGGACCAAAGCAAUUCUUGUGUCAGUUUCUUUGCGAAGCCUGUCCCUCCUUCCCUUCAUAAGGACUUUUUUUGUCUUUCUUUAACGCCCAGGCUUCCUCUUAUUCCUACUGUUUUUGUCGCACCUUCCAUUGAUUUAUGUCCCUCCCUUCCCCUCUAAGUGCAUCAGGGAACCUUUCCACACUAUAAAUGAUAUGACUACUGUUUGGGGUUUCUGAGCCCUCAUCCGUGUACGUAUGUGGCGUUUCCAGGUAUGACUGAGUGUGAGAGACACGUCAGAGACUCUUCAGUCAUUUCUUGCUAUUGACCAAUGCUUCACUGUGCCAAAAGAGAAAAAAAAAAAAAAAAAGUUGGGUUUUGUAAUUAAAUUAUUUAUAUAUUUUUGAAACCUGAAUUGAAAAUGUUGCAGGCAACGGGCUACAGCUUUAUUAGUGGUUCUCUAACUGUGGUCUCCUUGGGCCAAGCAAUUUCUUUAAAGAAAAAGUUGAUUAUGUAUGUGGGGUGCCAGGACCACUGCCACUUGAAAGCAAGUGUGAUUUUUAUUUUUAAUAUUAUUUUAUUUGUGUGUCUGUACAUAUUCAUGUAUACAUUUUAUGAAACCCAAGCAUAGUGCUUAUUUUUUAAUAAAACUCACAACUGACUUAACACAUUGUG
Molecule: messenger RNA, 2664 nt
Organism: Macaca mulatta (Rhesus monkey)
Lineage: Eukaryota; Metazoa; Chordata; Mammalia; Primates; Cercopithecidae
Gene: FOXQ1
Product: forkhead box Q1
Biological process (GO): cell differentiation; regulation of transcription by RNA polymerase II; anatomical structure morphogenesis
Molecular function (GO): DNA-binding transcription factor activity, RNA polymerase II-specific; RNA polymerase II cis-regulatory region sequence-specific DNA binding
Source: RefSeq, a predicted model, not a curated record